Molecule: messenger RNA, 346 nt
Organism: Thlaspi arvense
Lineage: Eukaryota; Viridiplantae; Streptophyta; Magnoliopsida; Brassicales; Brassicaceae
Source: the annotation of a GenBank genome assembly
AUGGAGAAGAUGAAGCAGCAUUGGGACAUGGUUGGAUUCGUCGCCGACGGCCAAUAUGGGAUUCUGAGAAGAUGCCCAUGUGGUGGAUCUAUCAAGCACGAUGAUGAUGGACUCCACUUUCGUCAGCUAUGGGUUUUCGGAGUCGAACAAGAGAUUGAGAAGCUAGUUAUGAAAGUUGAAGAGCAGAGCAAGACGAUUGAAGAAAUGCGAAAAUAGAUUCAGAUCCAAGCCGAAGAGAUAGCCAAGCUCAAGACUUAACGAAUCUGCAAUUUCUUUUAAUUGUUGUUUUGAUUAUUGUUCAAGACUAACGUUUCCCAUUUUGCUUGUAUUUUCUUAAGUUAUCAAU